AUGUUCACAGGGCUGAACGAGACCCUGUACGGCAACGGGGACAUCUGCGGCACAAAAUACAGCGUUACUUGCCUCGGCGCCGUGGACCCCGAACAGCCUUCGCCCUGCAGAAGGACCAAAACCGUCACGGUGACCGUUACCGACAGCUGCACGGUGGAAGCCGACGGCGAGCCUUGCUCCACGUUCGUGUUGUCGGCGGAAGCCUUCGCGCAGAUCGCAAGACCUCGGGCUGGGCUUGUCAAGGUUGCCUACACACUGUAA
Messenger RNA from Linum tenue, 261 nucleotides. The record is from the annotation of a GenBank genome assembly. NCBI's taxonomy places the organism in Eukaryota, Viridiplantae, Streptophyta, Magnoliopsida, Malpighiales, Linaceae.